Messenger RNA from Puntigrus tetrazona (Sumatra barb), 1731 nucleotides. It is a transcript of the gene wdr4, whose product is annotated as WD repeat domain 4. Lineage: Eukaryota; Metazoa; Chordata; Actinopteri; Cypriniformes; Cyprinidae. The transcript is spliced from 11 exons. Gene Ontology annotation, cellular component: tRNA methyltransferase complex; nucleus; cytosol. Gene Ontology annotation, molecular function: tRNA (guanine(46)-N7)-methyltransferase activity; protein binding. The record is from RefSeq and is a predicted model, not a curated record. Gene Ontology annotation, biological process: RNA (guanine-N7)-methylation. The coding region runs from base 137 to 1387 and encodes 416 amino acids.
UAGUAGCGAAAGGAUGAACAACAGUUGUUUUUGGGGACAGUCUUUAUGGCGGUCUCGUGGAGACGGAUCCCCGCACGUUUGCGCUCGUGACGCGAUAAGCGCGCGACUGUCAGCUCGCACGUGAGCAGCAAUCAUCAUGGCUGUGGUGUGUUCAAAGGCGGACUGGUUUGUUUCGAGCUGUGCUGCUACUUUAGUUGCUGUAAACCUUAAAGAGUCUAGAGAGCCGUUUGUGUUCGACUGUGCCAAAGCUGAGAAGAAACCGAAGGAAGCCGAUGGUGAUAAAACAAGUGCUGGGGACGGAUCAGAGGAGAAGGACAGUGGCAGUGACCGGAUUCUUGCGUUUGCCGUCUCAGCGUCUGGGAAGCAUGCAGCGCUCACCGAUGACCACAAACGUCUUGUCCUCUUCCGUACCGAGCCGUCGUGGCAGUGCAUCAGUACACGGUGGGUUGUGAGGAGAUGCACGUCUCUUGUUUUCACUCAGGCUGAGGAUGAAGUCUUUGCGGCUGAUAAGUCUGGAGACGUGUAUUCGUUCUCUGUUCUGGAGCCAGAAGAACCGGGAGAGCUGAAGCUGGGACAUCUCUCCAUGCUGUUAGAUGUGACUCUUUCUCCUGAUGAUAAAUACAUCAUUACAGCCGACCGAGAUGAGAAGAUCAGAGUGAGUUUCCGGCGGUCACCCUACAACAUUCAGGCUUUCUGUCUAGAGCACAGAGAGUUUGUCAGUGCAUUGCUCGUGCCCGUGGGGCGUCCUGACUGGCUUCUCUCUGGUUCGGGGGAUGGCACGAUGAAGGUCUGGCAUUAUGAGAGUGGCCGGCGGUUACACAGUGUUGACCUGAGGCAGUUUACCCUCCACUCUGAAGACACGGACGCAGAAAAGAGGUUUGCUGUCAGCAGGAUCCUCAGCUCGCCGGAUGGAAAACACAUAGCUGUCCAGUGUGAGAGAUUCCCCUCAGUUCAGCUGUUCGAGGUGGAUUCUGGGCCCGAGGGCUGUCUGAGCCCCUCCGAGGCUCUCGUUCUUCCUCAUGCUCCCUGGGACAUGACCUUUGAUUCACAGAGUCAGCUGUGGGUCUUACUGGAGACUGAAGACGUGAACGUGCUCCUGUACAGGUACUCGGAGCAGCACUGGCAGCCGCGUGACUCGGAGACUCCUGAACUGAGGAGGGUCUCCGAAGCAUUGCGAGCUCGGUGGGAUAUCUUUAAAGGAUCCGUGGGACUGGAGAGUCCAUUCAAACACUUGUAUAAAGUGAACUUCGACAACAUGGCGUCGUACUUGCAGAAGAAACAGGAAAGACUAGAUCAAGAGAGUAAGAAGAGAGCAGCAGCGAACGGCUCGAAGUCCAGCAAGAGAAGCAGAAGCGAGAGCGGCGCUGUGCCUCAGAGCACCAGCUGAGAGAUGCUUUUUUGUCUUUUUUCUCUUUUGUUAAUCGACAAUAAUUAUGACUAUUUUUAUUACUUCAGUAAAGCUCCACUUGGUUUAUUUUGUGAACAGCAAGGCGCUGUAGCUUGGUUUGGCCACUAGAGGCCGCUACAGGAACACAUCCUGGUACGAUGUCAUUAGACGACGGGAAUGAACAUGUUUUAUUACAUCAGUGCUUAAAACAUGAGAUCUGUGGCUUCAGUUGUUCUUAAAGUUAGACUUUUAUUUUUCUGAGUAAAAGUGACUAAAAAUCUGUACAUCCUGUAUAAUGUUUAUACUUUUACAAAACCAAAUAAAAACAACACCAAUGGUUCAUA